AUGCGAAUCUACAAGAAAGGUGGUAUUGCAGGCGUCCAGGGGAUGGGCCCUGCUCAGAAAGGAUGCCCACAGGUGCUCCCUGGCAAAACUGGGCGAGUCUACGGGGUCACCCGGGAUGCAGUGGGCAUUGCUGUAAACAAACAGGUUAAGGGCAAGUUUCUUGCUAAGAGAAUUACUGUACAGAUUGAGCACGUUAAGCUUGACUCUAAGAGUCAAGAUAGCUUCCUGAAACGUGUGAAGGGGAAUGAUCAGAAAAAGAAGGAAGCCAAAGAGAAAGGUGCCUGGGUUCAGCUGAAGCGUCAGCCUGCUCCGCCCAGAGAAGCGCACCGCGUGAGAACCACUGGGAAGGAGCCUGAGCGGUUGGAACCCGUUCCCUAGGAGUUCAGGGCAUAAGUGGGAGAAAAAUAAAAGAAUUUCUGUACUGAUUUUAAAAAGUAAUGUUCUUUGUCAGACCUCUGUGGAUUCAGGGUCUUUCAUAAUCUGUUUUCCACUUACAAAUCAACCACGUCUCUAACUGUUCUCCAAGCGGUUCUUGUGCUGCAGUUAAUGCUAUCUUCCCUGUCACUCUCAUGCACCUUUCUGUAUAUUUAUGCCUUUUCAUCAAAUUGUUCUGCCUAGAAUGUCUUCACAUAAUUCUUAUCUAUUACCUCCUCAGUUGUUGCUUAGUUUGUGUGUAUAACCUUUCCCUAUUAUUUUCAUGUAUAAGAGUUAUGUGAGAAAUGCUGUGUGAUAAAAUUGUUUAAGUUUUAAUAUAUUAUAGCUAGUUAUUUUCUGAUGAAAUUAGGAUUUGUUUCAAAAUAAUCUGGCCUAUGUCCUGGCAGGUGUG
Molecule: messenger RNA, 826 nt
Organism: Phyllostomus discolor (pale spear-nosed bat)
Lineage: Eukaryota; Metazoa; Chordata; Mammalia; Chiroptera; Phyllostomidae
Product: 60S ribosomal protein L21-like
Exons: 1
Coding region: 1-378 (125 amino acids)
Biological process (GO): translation
Cellular component (GO): ribosome; cytosolic large ribosomal subunit
Molecular function (GO): structural constituent of ribosome
Source: RefSeq, a predicted model, not a curated record